Messenger RNA from Centruroides sculpturatus (bark scorpion), 633 nucleotides. RefSeq lists its product as uncharacterized. The record is from RefSeq and is a predicted model, not a curated record. Gene Ontology annotation, cellular component: membrane; chloroplast. Gene Ontology annotation, biological process: cholesterol metabolic process; chlorophyll biosynthetic process. The annotation marks the transcript as partial. NCBI's taxonomy places the organism in Eukaryota, Metazoa, Arthropoda, Arachnida, Scorpiones, Buthidae. The transcript is spliced from 4 exons. Gene Ontology annotation, molecular function: glutamate-gated receptor activity; chlorophyllide a oxygenase activity.
AUGGCUAAAAUAAAAAGUUGGGAAACCAUCGAACAGAACGGAUUCAUUUACGUGUGGCAUCAUGCAGACAGCAAACCUCCUCUGUGGAAACCUCCAGUUAUACCAGAAAUAGAAAACCGACUAAUGGCGUACAUAGGUCGUAGUGAACACGUUAUAAACUGCCACAUUCAGGAAAUGAUGGAAAAUCCAGCAGAUUACGCUCAUCUGGAAUGCCUUCACAAAUUUGGAUUGUCGUCCAAAAUUACUCAUCAUCCAGAAAAUUGGCAGAGAUUUAUUCAGCUCAUAGCCAACAUAUCCCCCACUCCGGUAUGUGAAGAAAAUUUUCACUGUGCUAAAUAUGAAGGCGUUAUGGCUGUUAAAUUAUUCGGAAUAUUUUUAGUAAGAUAUGUAAUUAUUGAACCUGUUGAGAAAGUAUUUGGAAUUAAAUUAGACAACGGCACGUGGAAUGGCGUGAUUGGAAGAAUACAAAAAGAAGAAGCUGAUGUUAGUGUAAACUCGAUCUAUGCGACUUACGAAAGAUUUCAAGUAGUGAAAUUUACAGCUUCUGUUGGUACUACCAAAAUUUUAUUUGUUGUUUCUGGACCCAAACAACUGUCAAAACUAACGACGAUAAUCAGGCCAUUUUCAUUUGAA